GGGAUCGGAAAAUAAUUCUCCGCCGUGAGUUACCACCGAUACGCCACCGUAAAUGGAAGGAGUGGGUGCCAGAUUCGGCCGUUCAUCAACUAGGUACGGUCCGACCACUGUAUUUACCGGUCCGGUUCGGAGAUGGAAGAAGAAAUGGGUUCACGUCAGCUCCAGCAAAAACAAUCACCAAUCGACCGCCGCUAACGGCAGAGUUAAUGGCAGUAAUGUCUCUCAUCUCGUGUUUUUGAAGUGGACUCCGAUUACUGCCAGCCAAAAUAACAACAACAAUAACAGUAGCGCCGAUAAGGAUGGCGAUUCCAAAAGCCCCGAUAAGGACGAUGACGUUCCGAUCGAGGAACCUCCCAAACGUAAAUUCAAGUAUAUUCCGGUUGCUCUGCUUGAAAAUCAAAAUAAUGAGACAUCAGACCAGGAUGAGGAUGAAGCUAAACCAAUGGUGGCUGAUGCAAAUACCGGGGAGCCAACAUCUCAAGCUGAUGAUUGUGAUGAAAAACCUGACAUCAAUGAUGUGCCGAUGGAAGAAAAUCAGGAUCCAGAGGAUAAACCUCCAGAAAGACAAGAUUUAAAUGAAAACACAUUGGACUUGUCUCUGGAAUCCACGGGUCAGGAGGAAAAAGAUGCUGACUCGAAAACCAUUCAGACCGAAGAGGAUAAAUUGGACAAAGUGAACUAGAGAUGGCAGCGGGGCAGGGGGUUAAGUCUUCCCCUUCUAAGGUUUAGCUCCGCUUUGCCCUGCCCCGCCCCAUCUAACCCCAUUGUCGUGUUCAGCUUUUUGUUAUCAAUUGUGUAGUUUGUUCAGCUUAAUUAUAGGCAUGCAAACUGUGUAGUUUAUCACAAUUGUUUACUAAAGAUAUGAAGCACAAAAGUAAUAGCACAACUGGAGAACAAUUUUUUUUAUGCAACUUUUAAAGUUUAGCUGAUUUUGUAACUGAAA
Solanum pennellii is the source of this 943-nucleotide messenger RNA. RefSeq names its product transcription initiation factor TFIID subunit 11-like. The coding region runs from base 53 to 682 and encodes 209 amino acids. NCBI's taxonomy places the organism in Eukaryota, Viridiplantae, Streptophyta, Magnoliopsida, Solanales, Solanaceae. The transcript has 3 exons. The record is from RefSeq and is a predicted model, not a curated record.